CUUUUCAAAAAAAAACUACACGGCAUUCAUAAGACAAGUUCAGUUUUGGGUUCAUUUUCGGGUUUUUGUUACUUGGUUCACUCGAAUGGCGACAUCCUUGUCAAACAUGUUCUUGAAGGGAAUCGCAGCUCGUUCUCUCAGCAGACCCUUAAAUGGGUUGUUUUAUUGCACAAGAUACUCGACUACUGUGUCAAAUGAUUCUGACACGCAUGAUGACUUCAAGCCAGCUAAUAAGCUUGAGAAUUCUGGCAUUUCUUUGUCAAAUGUUAUUGAGCAGGAUGUCAAGGAUAAUCCUGUUAUGGUUUACAUGAAAGGUGUGCCUGAUUUUCCACAAUGUGGAUUUAGUUCGCUUGCUGUAAGAGUUUUAAAACACUAUGAUGUUCCUAUUAGUGCUAGAAACAUUUUGGAUGAUCCUGACCUUAAAAAUGCUGUAAAAGCCUUCAGUAACUGGCCAACAUUUCCUCAAAUUUUCAUCAAGGGAGAGUUUAUUGGUGGAUCAGAUAUUGUUCUCAAUAUGCACCAGACUGGUGAAUUGAAGGAAAAGCUUAAAGAUAUUACUUCCAAGCAGUGAACACACGCCUAAGGUGAAGAAGUUUUAAGAGAUGUAGUUUACAAGAACUUGCUUAUCAACUAUUAAGAGAUGUGAAUACUUUGUACUUUAAUUUCUGGAUUAUAUUCAAAUAAGAAGUUUCAACAUUCCUGUAUAUACGAUUUUUUCUUCGUAUUUUAUUCCUCGUUGUGCCUCGCUUUAAUAUUG
Molecule: messenger RNA, 757 nt
Organism: Glycine soja
Lineage: Eukaryota; Viridiplantae; Streptophyta; Magnoliopsida; Fabales; Fabaceae
Product: monothiol glutaredoxin-S15, mitochondrial
Exons: 6
Coding region: 86-571 (161 amino acids)
Source: RefSeq, a predicted model, not a curated record